Molecule: messenger RNA, 1647 nt
Organism: Acanthoscelides obtectus
Lineage: Eukaryota; Metazoa; Arthropoda; Insecta; Coleoptera; Chrysomelidae
Source: the annotation of a GenBank genome assembly
AUUGAAUCAUAAUCUUAGGAGGUGGGGCUGAUACUGCUUUUCUAUUUUGACAAUAAGUUUGUUGAGUCACCUGCUCAUAACGAUUGGUAGGCUCUGAAUACGUAGAUGAUGAUGUGCCAGGCCUUGAUUCAUUAAAGUUGUGGGCGAUGCUGGGAUAUGUUGGCGAUGGAGUUUGCAGGGAGGGCGUCUCCUCCAAUUGGUACCGUAGAUACCGUCUUGUCCGGAGAAUGGCUUUGUAUUGAGAAAGGAUUUGCAAGGAAGUUUCCUCUAGCAAUAGGAUCAAUAGAUGGCAAACAUAUUGUUCUCGACUGUCCUUUCAAUUCUGGCUCUGAAUACUAUAAUUAUAAAAGAACCUACAGUAUAGUAUUAUUGGCAUUAGUUGAUAGUCACUACAACUUCAUAUUUGCUGACAUUGGCUGCCAAGGCAGAAUAAGUGACGGUGGAGUUUUCACCAAUACUUUGUUAUGGAACAAGAUAUGCACGAAUAGCUUAAAUUUACCACCGCCGCAUCCUUUGCCCGGUUCAAAUAUUGAUGUUCCCUACAUUUUUUUGGGAGAUGGAGCCUUUGCACUUUCAGAACACUUAAUGAAGCCCUAUCCUGGUCAGCACAACAUAGGAUCAGAAAAACGUGAAUUUAACAAGAGAUUAUCUUCAGCUCGAGUGGUGGUGGAAAAUACUUUUGGUAUGAUGACUGCCCGAUUUAGAGUGUUUAGAAUGCCGAUUCCAUUACAACCAGAAAAAGCUACCCUUAUAACAAUGACUUGUAUAUUACUACAUAAUUUCUUGAGACGAAGCUCCACUUCUUCGUGUAUCUAUACACCACCCGGAUUUAUUGACAUUUAUGAUGAUGAUUCAGUACUUAUACAACCUGGAUCAUGGAGGAAAGAACAAGAAAAAACUUGUGCUAUCCGUAACUUGAGGAACGUAGCUCGGCGAUCACCAAAAGAUGCCACAGAAAUAAGAAACGAAUUCACCAAAUAUCUAAGUAAUGUUUAAGUACUUUAUUAAUAAAACAUAUAGCUUACCGUGUCAACAUUAUUUUUAGACUUGAGGGUACCUCCCAAAAACUCAUCCAUAGUUUCAUAAGCGAACCAAAUAGGCUGAUUGAUAUAUAUCAUCGGCACCAGCUCCCGAUUGAAUAGACUUUUUGACUUUGUUCUUAUAACUCCUAUAACUUGACAUUAAAGAAUCUUUUUUCUUUCUCAAUUCAUCCACUGGGAUUUCCAUCACUGAGCUUAUCCGCAUCCAUGCAUCAUGAGUUUUAAAUUUAUUCCUAUAGUCUUUUAUCUUAGUGUCCCACAGUACCGGUUCAGCACGAAAAUAUUCCAAAAUUGAUAGUUCCAAUUGGUUACUCCAGUUAAAACUCAUUUUUCACGACAAAUCGAAAAUUCGUAUCCAUAAAGAAAAACACAACCACUGCCGUCACUCGCUAGGAGGCAACUGAGCCACCAGCGAAUGAGGAGCCUAGUCAUGUUCGCGCCUUGCGAACCCUUUGUCGCGGGACGAAAAACCGACAGCAAACGGGAACGACGCGCGAACGCGACGUGAAGCCGUGAAGAAUACGCGAAUGGGUUCCACACUCAUGGGUCGCAGGUAGUUCGCGGCUUCGCGCGCGAUCCGCGCGGGAGUCUGGAGAGGGUAUUAGGC